Molecule: messenger RNA, 18676 nt
Organism: Salvelinus namaycush (lake trout)
Lineage: Eukaryota; Metazoa; Chordata; Actinopteri; Salmoniformes; Salmonidae
Gene: kmt2ca
Product: lysine (K)-specific methyltransferase 2Ca
Exons: 58
Coding region: 232-17061 (5609 amino acids)
Biological process (GO): positive regulation of transcription by RNA polymerase II
Cellular component (GO): MLL3/4 complex; nucleus
Molecular function (GO): histone H3K4 methyltransferase activity; transcription coactivator activity; histone binding
Source: RefSeq, a predicted model, not a curated record
UUAGGUCUCUCCUAAACAUGGCCACCAUGAUGGAGUAAAUGCUUCAACUUUAAAUUUCACAUUUUCAGAAGAAAACUUAAUUUUCUGUAUUCUAACAGGAAUGUUCCAACGGAAGAAAUUAUGUCAAACAUAAUCCAUAUGAAAUAUUUGAAGAAAGUUUAUUGUUGGAUUUAAUACUGGUUUAAGUUGGCUGGAAGCUGGAAAGGAAAAAAAAGAAUUGCAUCAAUUCCAAUGUCAUCAGAGUACAAGAGUCUGGAUCCCUCUGACCACGGACCGUCUCCUCCCCUGAGCAGCACUGGGGGGGGCUCCCCCUCAGACAGCCCCUCCCCUGCCUCCACAGACAGGCGCCCCCGUGGCCGGCCUCGUAAGGAUGCAGGCGCUCCCACCCGAGUACCCACACCUCAAAAGAAGGGUCGUAGCAGAGGCCAGUCCCAGGCUGAGGAUGAGGACAGCAUGGACGGGACGGAGACCACUGAAGCCCAGAACAUGCAGGAGAUGGAAGUUAAGGAGCUGGUCCUGGAUGUUGAGGAGGUCAUCGUACCCCUGUUGUCCAGCCCUGUGCCCAGCCCUAGGGACGACAGACCCCUUUCUCCACUAUUCCAGCGCUCUGUGUCGGAGGACUCAGCAGGAUCCUCUGCCUCGGCCUUGGAGCACGCCAAAAUCCGUGAAAAGCUGUGUGCCUUCUGCUACAGUGGGGAGAAGAGUUUCCUGGGCCAGGGCGACCUGAUGGUGUUCGGCCCCACGCCCGGCUACGUGCCGCUGCACAUCCGCAACCGCCGCGGAAGCUCGGAGAAAGACGACGACUACCACGAGGACGACUUCCAAGAUGACGACCACGACACCAAGAGCCCGGGGCAGCGCGACAGCGGGAGGGGGCUUAAAAAGGUCAGCUCUCCGGACAGUGGUCUACACUCCUCCUCGGCACCCGGCAGCACGGACCCAUUCAGCGAGGAGCCGGCCCCCAAGUUCUGGGACGAGCUUGGUCAGAUCGGCCUCCCCGACGACAUCAACGUCCAGUCCCUGUUUGACCCCACAGGCCAGUGCUGUGCCCACCUGCACUGUGCCGCCUGGUCCGAGGGGGUAUGUCGCGGCGAGGCCCAGGACUCGCUGCUCUAUGUGGACAAAGCCAUAGACUCUGGGAGCACAGAGUGCUGUGCAUAUUGUAAGCGCCUUGGGGCAUCCAUCAAGUGCUGUGAGGAGGGCUGCUGCCGCUCCUACCAUUUCCCCUGCGCUGCCGCCGCCGGAACAUUCCAGGACCUGCGCCGACACACCCUCCUCUGCCCCGACCACCUCCAGCUGGCCUCACAAACAUCUAAAGAGGAGGUGAAGUGCUUGUUGUGUGACAGUGCUGGGGACCUGCAGGACCAGCUCUUCUGUACCACGUGUGGGCAGCACUACCACGGGGCGUGUUUGGACGUGGGUGUUACCCCCCUGAAGAGGGCCGGCUGGCAGUGCCCCGAGUGCAAAGUCUGUUUGACCUGCAGGAACCCGGGAGAGGACAGCAAGAUGCUGGUGUGUGACAUGUGUGACAAAGGCUAUCACACCUUCUGUCUCCAGCCUGCCAUGGAAUCCAUCCCCACCAAUGGCUGGCGAUGCAAGAACUGUCGGGUGUGUUCUCAGUGCGGGGUCAGGCAGGCAGGCCACUGGGGCCACAACAUCACACUGUGUGAGAGUUGCCACACGCGACCGGAGGAGCCCGCCCCCGCUCUGUCGUGUCCGCUGUGUGGGAGGGGCCAGGGCCCCAGCGACGUCCCCAAGGAUGACCUCCUCAACUGCAAUACCUGCAAAAGGUGGCUUCAUGGGGAGUGUGAGAAGCAGGCAGGGGGCGACCUGGACCUUCACCCCCAGGCCGACUACGUCUGUACACAGAGGGACAUGGUGGAAACCCCGGCCAGCCCCAUCCAGGAACCCACAGAACCAGAACCAGAACCAACUAUGGAUGUCUUUAUGGCUGUGGUGGAGGUGGUGGUGCCGCUUUUGCAAGAGGCGUGCCCUAGCCCUCGGCUGGAGCAAGAGGCGUGCCCUAGCCCUCGGCUGGAGCAAGAGGCGUGCCCUGGCCCUCGGCUGGAGCAAGAGGCGUGCCCUGGCCCUCGGCUGGAGCAAGAGGCGUGCCCUGGCCCUCGGCUGGAGCAAGAGGCGUGCCCUGGCCCUCGGCUGGAGCAAGAGGCGUGCCCUGGCCCUCGGCUGGAGCAAGAGGCGUGCCCUGGCCCUCGGCUGGAGCAAGAGGCGUGCCCUGGCCCUCGGCUGGAGCAAGAGGCGUGCCCUGGCCCUCGGCUGGAGCAAGGGGCGUGCCCUGGCCCUCGGCUGGAGCAAGGGGCGUGCCCUGGCCCUCGGCUGGAGCAAGGGGCGUGCCCUGGCCCUCGGCUGGAGCAAGGGGCGUGCCCGGAGCAAGGGGCGUGCCCUGGCCCUCGGCUGGAGCAAGGGGCGUGCCCUCUAAAGGAAGGAGAGGCGUGCCCUCUAAAGGAGGGAGAGGCGUCCCCUAGCCCUCGGCUGGAGCAAGGGGUGUGCCCUGGCCCUCGGCUGGAGCAAGGGGUGUGCCCUGGCCCUCGGCUGGAGCAAGGGGAGUGCCCUGGCCCUCGGCUGGAGCAAGGGGCGUGCCCUCUAAAGGAGGGAGAGGCGUGCCCUAGCCCUCGGCGGGAGGAAGGAGCGUGCCCUAGCCCUCGGCGGGAGGAAGGAGCGUGCCCUAGCCCUCGGAGGGAGGAAGGAGCGUGCCCUAGCCCUCGGAUGGAGGAAGGAACGUGCCCUCUUGAGGGAGAGGCGUGCCCUAGCCCUCGGCGGGAGGAAGGAGCGUUCCCUAGCCCUCGGCGGGAGGAAGGAGCGUUCCCUAGCCCUCGGAGGGAGGAAGGAGCGUUCCCUAGCCCUCGGAGGGAGGAAGGAGCGUUCCCUAGCCCUCGGAGGGAGGAAGGGGCGUGCCCUAGCCCUCGGCGGGAGGAAGGGGCGUGCCCUAGCCCUCGGCGGGAGGAAGGGGCGUGCCCUAGCCCUCGGCGGGAGGAAGGGGCGUGCCCUAGCCCUCGGCGGGAGGAAGGGGCGUGCCCUAGCCCUCGGCGGGAGGAAGGGGCGUGCCCUAGCCCUCGGCGGGAGGAAGGGGCGUGCCCUAGCCCUCGGCGGGAGGAAGGGGCGUGCCCUAGCCCUCGGCGGGAGGAAGGGGCGUGCCCUAGCCCUCGGCGGGAGGAAGGGGCGUGCCCUAGCCCUCUAAAGGAGCAGGAGCCCAAAGAGUCUCUCUCAGGUGCUGAACCGGCGCAGGAGAUCCAGGUGACCGUUACCCUGACGGAGGGCCCGGAGUCUCCCCAGAGGUCUGGAACUCUAGUGGGCGUGUCACCGCUCGCCUCCCAGAGUCCCGCCGCACCCAGGGCCGACGACGACCAACAGGAACUGGAAAUAUCGGACUCGCCAGAAGGAGCAAAAAGGGCGGCGCAUGAGGAGGCGUUGCCCCACAAUGCAGAGGAGACCAAAUCGGAGGACUCCAAAACCACUUUUACUCCGCCCACCAAAGAAAUAUCCCAUGAGCCUUUGGAGGAGACUACCGAGGAGCCCCCUGUAGAGGAGAAGCCUAUGGAAGUAGCACCUGUGGAAAGGACACCUUCGGAUUUGGAACAGGCUGUUGAGGAGAAUGUUCUGGAACCUAUGCAGGAGGAGCAGGGUGCAGUUGCGGAAAAGGAGGUUGUGCAGAAGUUGCAGAAGGAGUUAGAGGAUGAGGGGGAUCAUUUGCCUCCAAUUGUUUUAGAUGAGGGGGAGGUGUUGCCUUCAAAUAUAUUGCCUGUUGAAGAGGAUACAAUCAGAGAAAAGGAGCUUAGUCCCAUGGCUGAACUUCCUGAACGGAAGAGCACGGUAGACAUGGAUACCACGGUAGAAAUGGAUACUACCCCUGCCAGCGACUGCAGCUUCUCGGACUUCGGCUCUCCGAGGGGAGAGAGCAGAGCCCCUAAGGCCUCCCCUGGAAUGUCUCCCGAACUCUCGUUUAGGCUGGCCCCGUCCCCCUUCUCUACAGAGGCCUCCCCUAGGAAAGCCAGCCCACCCCAGGUUCAGGUCCAAAUCCAGGCCCAGGCUUCAUCUCAGGUCCAGCCUUAUCCUGGAUACAGUGCUAGUGUGCCUCCCACCAACACAACCUUUAUUCCCCUCACCCCCAAGAUUGGAAUGGGGAAGCCUGCCAUCUCCAAGAGGAAGUUCUCCCCAGGGAAGCCAAGGGUGAAGCAGGGAGCAUGGAGUAACCGUAGGGCUGCGAGCCCCCCCUCUUGGUCCCAGCAGGACCCCUCGGAGGGGGGGUGGGAUGGCCCACAAACCAGGCAGCUGCAAGAGGCACCCGUCUGGAGCAUGAGAGUGGGUCGUGGUUCAACCUUCCCUGGAAGGCGGAGACCCCGGGGGGCCAACCUGUCUGGGCGCGGGGGCCGCGGACGCUCCCGAGGACUCAAGGCCUACACCAGCUUUGCCGUAACACCUGGGGCCAGUUUUGUGGAGCAGCCGUACCUGGUGGUGGAGGAGAACACAAUGCAUAACACUGUGGUCAUGUUCUCAACCUCGGACCACUUCACACUCAGACAGGACAUGUGUGUGGUGUGUGGGAGUUUUGGCCAGGGGGCCGAGGGCAGGUUGCUGGCCUGCUCUCAGUGUGGCCAGUGUUACCAUCCCUUCUGUGUCAACAUCAAGAUCACCCGGGUGGUGCUGAGUAAAGGCUGGCGCUGUCUGGAAUGCACAGUGUGCGAGGCGUGCGGCCAGGCCAGCGACCCGGGCCGCCUGCUGCUGUGUGACGACUGUGACAUCAGCUACCACACCUACUGCUUGGACCCGCCCCUACAGACAGUGCCCAAGGGCAGCUGGAAGUGCAAGUGGUGUGUCUCCUGUACCCAGUGCGGUGCCACCUCCCCUGGCCUGAGGUGUGACUGGCAGAACCACUACACCCUGUGUGGCCCCUGUGGCAGCCUGGCAUCCUGCCCGGUGUGCAUGCACAGCUACCGUGAGGACGAGCUCAUCGUGCAGUGCCGCCAGUGUGACAGGUGGGUCCACGCAUGUUGCCAGGGCCUGAACACGGAUGAGGAGGUGGAGAAUGCAGCGGAUGAUGGCUUUGACUGCACCAUGUGUCGAUUGCACGCUCUGCCUUCACAGGGCAAAAUGAAAGCCCUCCUCCUGUCUGAUGGCUGCGAGGCCCCGAUGGUGACCCAGAUGGUGACUAAAAUAAGAGAGCCAGCCAAUCAGAAGACAUACACCCAGGAUGGGGUGUGUCUGACAGAGUCGGGCAUGUGCCAGCUGCAGAGCCUGGUGGUGCCCUCUUCGUCGACCCGCCGAGGACAGAACAGGCGACCCAAACCCAAGCUCAAGCUGAAGAUCAUAAAUCAGAACAGUGUAGCUGUGCUCCAGACUCCACUGGACCCCCACUACUUAGAGCUGUCCCAGGACGGGUACAUGGACAACAAUCGAGGGGACCUCAUGAUGUACUGUGACGUUAAGUCUGAGUCCAGCCCGGAACGGGAGCCCGUCGACGACGACGCCAAGGGUGCCGAAGACACCGACGGCAACAAGAAGAGGAAGAGGAAACCGUACCGGCCCGGUAUUGGAGGGUUUAUGGUCCGCCAGAGAAGCAGGACGGGACAAGGCAUAGCCAAACGAUCCCUAUCCAGGAAAGACUCGACGUGGUCGUUACCUGAGAACCCAAUGUGCAAAGAGGAGGGGUGGAACGAGACAGAGAGUACUCCAGUGGAGGAGACCCCACCGGUGCCUGAAUGUCAGGAGAAAGUCAAGAAAAGAUACCGCAAAAAGAAAACCAAACUGGAAGAGGAGUUUCCUUCAUACCUGCAGGAGGCCUUCUUCGGGAAGGGGCUGCUGGACAAGAGCAAGCAGAGCAGGCAGGCAGGCCUGGUGACCACGGGGCUCUGUGAGGAGCUGCUGGACAAGUGCAAGCAGAGCAGUCAGGCAGGCCUGGUGACCACGGGGCUCUGUGAGGAGAGCCCAGGGGCCCAUGCAGAGACCAAACCCCCCAGCGCCAGCUUCCUGGACCCCUUGUCGGACCCGCUGCUCAGUGCUACCUCCACCACCACACCCAUCUACAGCAGAGCAGGACUGCGUAUGUUCACAUCUCUCUUGCUCCUUAUUAAAGAUGAAAAUGUUCUCUUUAUCUGUCACUUUCUCUCAUCCCCCCAUCAUCCUCCACCCUGUCUGUCUUUGGUUCUCUUCUCCACAUCUUCUCUCUUUUUCUUCCUCUCCGAAAUGGCUCGUGAGGGGGCUAGUGUCGAUUUAUUUUUGUUACAUAAAAGUGGACUGUGGGUGGGUGUGCCCGCGUGUGUGUGCGACCACCCUCCCCUCACCAUCCUCUUCUGCCAUCCGCUAGCUGGUCUGGACAUGGACCCCAUACCUGAUGAUCCCACUGGGCCCUGUCAGGGCUCGGCAGGCCAGGGGUCCAGGGCUCUACAGGAGGAGCCUCUGGACGUCAUCCUGAGUCCAGAACUGGACAAGAUGGUCGCAGAUGGUGCAAUUCUCAGUAAGCUCUACAAAAUCCCAGAGCUGGAGGGUAAAGACGUGGAGGACCUCUUCACAGCGGUCCUGAGUCCCAGCACCAGCCAGCCUCCACAGCUGCCUCACCCCCAACCGGCCCACCCUGGGCCCAAUGUACCUAGAGCCGUGGCCAUUCCAAACCCAGGCGACCAUGGGAUGUUUCCCCGCAUGCCAAUGAUAAACGGCAUGAUGGGGCCCAACCCCCACUUUCCUCCAACUCCCAUGAUGCCCGGCAGCACAGGCCAAUGUGGCCUGGGACACUUCUCGCCCAUUCACAGAAUGCCUUUCCCAGACAAGAUUAGGGACAAGAAGUUUAGCCAGAUGGGGGGUGAUGUGGUUGGUUCGUGGAGCGCCCCCAGCUCUGUCCCCGUCCCUGGCCCUGUUCCCCCUCCAGAGGGAGAGACAGACACCAUGUCCAACGCCCAGAGGAGCACGCUCAAGUGGGAGAAGGAGGAGACUCUGGGCGAGAUGGCCACCGUGGCCCCAGUCCUCUACACCAACGUCAACUUCCCCAACCUCCUAGAGGAGUUCCCAGACUGGGCUAUGAGAGUGAAACAAAUCGCAAAGUUAUGGAGGAAAGCCAGUUCCCAGGACAGGGCCCCAUAUGUGCAAAAAGCACGGGAUAACCGGGCGGCCCUGCGCAUAAACAAAGUUCAGAUGUCAAAUGAUACGCUGAAGAGACACCAGCAUCCUCAGCAGCAGCAGCCGCUGUUGACUGACACCUUUGACCCCAAUAGUGUCCCCUUGGACACUGAGCUGCUCUUCAAAGACUCUCUCAAGCCCAAGGAGUCUGAACACGAGCAGGAGUGGAAGUUCAGACAGCAAAUGAGACAAAAGAGCAAGCAGCAGGCGAAGAUUGAAGCCACUCAAAAGCUGGAGCAGGUUAAAAAUGAGCAGCUCCAGCAACAACAACAACAACAACAGCAGCUGUUUAGCAGUCAGGCAGGUGGAGAUACAACCCCUAAUAGUGGUAACCAGAGCCCCGUGACUCCUCAGCCCAGCAAUGGAGGAAAGUCUGGAAACUCGUCCCCACUGCAGCCAAUAGCGUCUAAGGAUGGCUUCGCUAGACCACAACUCCCGGGCACACCCACCUCUGGGUCACAGGAUGACGUGUUCCUCAGACCCCAGCUCCCACCUCCGUCCUCGAGGACGCCCACCCAGGAGACCUCGUACCCUCAGCAGGGACCAUCCUCCCAGCCCCAGUCACCACAUAUGUUUUCCCCGGAUUCCUCCUCAGGCUCCCGGCCGUCCUCGCCCUGGGACCCAUACGCCAAAAUGGUGGGCACCCCGAGACCGCCCCCUGGGGGUGGUGGAUCCACCACGCCCCGGCAGAACUCUCUGUCGGAGAUGCAGGAAAGGGGAGGGAGGCCUUCCCCGGCCCACGAGUCGUUUGUCUUGCCCAAGUCUGGUAAUGCUGACCCCUAUGCUAAGAUGCCAGACACCCCCAGGCCCCCCGACCCCUUUGUUAAACCCAUGGGACCCGCCAGGGUGGGCCCUUCAGGACUGGUUGAGCAGCAGCAACACCAGCAGGUCAGGCACAACAUGAUGAGCCCUCCUUCUGGAGGAGAGACUUUUUCCAGGAUGGGCGGACACCGAGCCGAGGUCUACCAGCGCAUGUCUCACAACCGCAUGAUCCUCUCGGACCCCUACUCCAGGCCCUUGCUCACUCCCAUCCCUGGCAGCAACGAGUCAGGCUCUGUCCCGGUGUUCAAAGCCCCCAUGCCUCCCCAGCAGUCCCAGCAAGAGCCCUACGGUGGCCCUAUGCCUGGGGGACUUAAACGAGGGCCAUCUGAUGGCUUUCCCCAAGGACUACAGGCCGACCCUUACGCCCAGCAGCCUCUCACCCCCCGGCCACCCAUGGGGGAAGGGUUCCCCAACGAGCCCAAGAUGAUGCGCCAAACCCAGGGGGGCCAUUUCUCUCAACCCAUGCCAAUGAUUAGACACCCUCACAGAAACCCGUAUGCACAAGUGCCAUCUACCCCGAGACCGGAUUAUUCACAGCAGAUGUCUGACCCUUUCGCCCAACCACCAGGCACCCCCAGACCUCACUCUGAUAGCUAUGCUCAACCUCCCGGCACCCCAAGGCCACACUCGGAUCCCUCAUACCUGCAGACGCCGCCUAGCCUUCGUCUAGACCAGUUCCCCCAGCAGCACCCACCCAAUCACAGACCGUCUCCAUCUCACUCCAUGGAUCCUUAUGCUUCCAUGCCAGGUACCCCCAGACCAGCCCCAGGGGAUAGGUUUCCCAAAUCCCCCGGUAGUCAAAGGAACAUGGACCCGUAUGCCCAACAACCCGGAACACCAAGACCGCUCCUCGCUGACCCUUACGCACAAGCUCCAGGGACACCGCGGCCAGAAGCAGGCCCUGAUGCCUUCAAUCGACUAUGCUCCAGACCGACACCCAUGUCCCAGCUCCCAGCUGACCCAUUCUCCCACCAGUCUCCGGGCAGGGUGCAGGACGGGUUUGCCUGUACAAGCGCCCAGGGAUCUCAGACAGCUAAGCACCCGGGAAUGUCGGACGAAAGUUUCUCUCUGCCGCAGUCGAAUCAUCACGGUGGUCAAACGCAGAUUCACGAUCCCUUUGAACUGGGUCCAAUGACACCUUAUGCCCAAACUUCGGAAAGGCAGGCCCAUGAUAUCCCUCAGUCUAGCAGCAACACCGUUGACACUCAGAACAGCAUGCUACCACACCUGGGAGACACUGAGGAGAAGCUCAGACAGCGCCAGAGACUGCGCCAGCAGAUCCUUAGGCAGCAGCAACAGAAGUCUGCCAUCCGGCAAGAGAAAGGACUACUACAGGAAACUGUUGCAGCCCCCAGCCCGGGGACGCCCCGCCACUGGUCACAUGAAGAUCCCGCCCCACAGAAUGACAUGUUCGGCAGACCACCACCACCUUACCCAGGACCCAUGAGAGGAGGUCAGAGGUUCCCUGGUACCUUUCUAGGGGACCAGCGAGAACACUUCCCCAAUGAGGGCCAGUAUGCCAGACCCCACUUCCCCAGGGACAUGGGCAACAUGGGCAUGAGGCCACAAGAAAUGAGGUUUGGAUUCCCUCCCAGCGCUCAAGGAUCCCUUCAACCAGGCCAGGAGCAACACUUCCUCAGGCCCCUUAACCAGAUGCCCGGCGGGCCCAUGGUCGACAAUGUUCCACCCCAGAUGAGAAUGUCCCACUCGGUGGACUUUUCCAGGGGGGUCAUGGGGGGCAACACCCAGAUGGGGCUCCCCCAGCCCUUCCCCCCACAGGGCCUUCCUGUCCAGCAGCACAACAUCAUGGGUCAGCCGUUCAUCGAGCUCCGUCACAGGGCCCCUCAGAACAGGAUGAGGAUGCCCUUUGGGCAUGGACCUCCCAAUGUCAUGGACCCCUCCAACCAGCCCCAGGGCUUCAUGGAAGGCCAGGAGAUGGGCUUCGCUGGGAACCAGUUAUCCAGAAUGAUGGACCCCAUGAUGGACAGACCUUCCCAGGGAUCGGUCGUUCACACACACAUGUCGGCUAGUAUGGAGAACCUGCACCAGCAGCAGACUGAAGUCCCGAUGACCAUGGGGCAGCGACAGCAUCCUUCACUGAAUAGGUCACUCAGCCACCCUGUCACUGGUGAGCCACUCAAUGCAGCGCCAUCUAGUAUGCUCUUGCCUGGGUCUAGCACCGGUCAAACGGAGGAGACUCAGAUACCCAGUGGAGACGGAAUUGAGGAAAACUUGGACGCUGAAGACUCCGCAGUAAAGGACCUUGAAGAUGUGGAGGUCAAAGACCUGGUCGAUCUGAACCUGAACCUGGACCCGGAUGAUGGCAAAGACCUUGAACUGGGACCCAAUGACCUGCACCUCGACGACUUCCUCAUGUCAGGGAAGUUUGACCUCAUCGCCUACACGGACCCUGAGCUCAACCUGGAUGACAAGAAAGACAUGUUCAGUGAAGAAGAUCUGGACCUGGGCGACCCUAUGGAGGACCACCAACAGGGUGAGACCUCAGACCUCCAGAAAGCCUUGUCGGAGAAGAGGAAAGGCAGCGUGGAUGGCGCAGCCACCUCGUCCCGAUCCGGGGGGAAAUCUGACAAACCGGAGGCCAAUGAAGCGAAAGAGACCUUGGACAUGUUUAAAACCGAGGAUACAAUCAAAACGGAGGUCAAAGAUGAACACGUGCAAAACCAGGACCAGUCUCUCUGCAGUGGCCCGAUGAAUGACAACAGAACCAUGACAAACCAAGAGGGUGCAGGGCUGUAUGAGCAGCCUGACUCCGGCUCAACUCCGGUCCUCUCCUGCCUUCUGAUCAAAGAAAAACUGGAAAACACUGGGUUUGGCCCAAACUGCUCUCCUCACCAAGGGGACAUGGCUGCCCAGGCCACCGGGCUACACCCAAGCACCGGCAUGCUGAUGCUACCUAGGCAACACGCCCAAGACAACAACAGGCUCAAUCCCAGCGUGGCUAUGGGACAUCGGGUGAGCCCCACGUUGGUUCAGAGUAGACUUUCAAUGGGAAACCUCAUCUCAGGGGGCAACCACAGCUUCGGGGCCUCAGCCAACCAACAGGUGGAGCUCAACCUAGCCAUGGUUGGAGCCGGUCAGCAGCCCACUGCCCACGGCCUGAACCCCCAGGGCCAGCAGGGCAUGUUCCCCCAACAGCAGGGCCCCUCGCUGGGGCAGGCCGGCCCACAGAACAGGCCUCUGCUGCUGGAAGAGCAACCCCUCCUCCUACAGGACCUGCUGGACCAGGAGAGGCAGGAGCAGCAGCAACAGAGGCAAAUGCAGGCCAUGAUCCGACAGCGCUCCAGCGACUCCUUCUUCCCCAAUAUGGACUUUGAUGCCAUCACGGACCCGAUCAUGAAGGCCAAGAUGGUAGCUCUGAAGGGAAUCAAUAAAGUCAUGGCUCAAAACAGCAUGGGAAUGCCCCCAAUAGUCAUUAACAGAAUUCAGCAGACGCCAGGAGCACAUGGACCAGAUGCUGCCGCCACUCUGCCUCAACAUGUGCUUGGACAGGACGGGAAGUUGGCUCCACAGAUGGCGAGACCAAACCCCCCAAAUUUUGGACCUGGAUUUGUCAACGACAGCCAGAGGAAGCAGUAUGAGGAGUGGCUCCAGGAGACCCAGCAGCUGCUCCAGAUGCAGCAGAAGUUUCUAGAAGAUCAGAUUGGGGCCCACAGGAAGUCCAAGAAGGCCCUGUCGGCCAAACAGCGGACCGCCAAGAAGGCGGGCCGGGAGUUCCCUGAGGAGGACGUCGAGCAGCUGAAGCAUGUGACCGAGCAGCAGAGUGUGGUGCAGAAGCAGUUGGAGCAGAUUCGGAAACAGCAGAAAGACCAUGCAGAGCUGAUAGAGGAGUACCGUGUCAAGCAGCAGCAGCAACGGCCAAGUCUCCAGGCUCCUAUGAUGCCAGGGAUGCCACCCAUGCCUGUGAUGCCUACUCAAGCUGCCCCUAUGAUGCCCGGAGCGCCCCCUAUGGGCCAGCCCAUGAUGGGGCCCAUGAUGCCAAUGCAGCCCCACCCCAGCCAACAUAACCCUGCCCGCAUUCCCAACAUGCCAGGCUGGCACCCAGGGGGAGCCCAAGGACUGAUGGGAGGCCCAGGUCCAAGAAUUCCAGCUCACAUGCCCCCACAGAUGCCCCAUGCCAGCCCUGCCCAGUUGCCACCGCCCCAGUUACCACCCCAAGCCCAACUACCACCACAGCCCCCACCCUCAAUGGUGCCUGGCGCAAAAGCUACACCAACGGGAAACGGAACAGGUGCCCAGGGAGCCAGCGGAGCUAACGGUGGAAGUGGUGGCAACAGCCUCGCUGUGAAAUUUGACGACAACAACCCAUUCAGUGAGGGCUUCCAGGAGCGCGAGAGGCGGGACCGCCUGAGGGAGCAGCAGGAGAGACAGCGGGUCCAGCUUAUGCAGGAGGUGGAGAGGCACCGGGCCAUGCAGCAGCGGCUGGAGAUGGAGCAGCAAGGCCUGGGUCUGGGGCCUACUGGGCUCCCAUCCGGCUCUGGAGCUACAAACCCCGGAGGGGACAGCCUGGCCCACAUGCCAUUCUACAGUACUGAUCUGCCCCAAGACUUCAUGCAACCCUCUAGGCCUCAACAACAGCAGGGGCAGCUAGGGCCCAUGUUCCCCGAGCAGAGCAACAUGCAGCCAAGCUUCACCACCACUGGCGGGCCACUCCCAGGUCAGGGCUUCAUGCCGGAUGGUGAGCGCAGGUCCAUGCCUGGGAACAGGGCAUUUGGUAGUCCCGAGAUGGGUCCCAAUUUCCAGUCCAAAAUCCCCAUGCUACAGGGGCUUAACUACCCUCCUGGACAGCCCCGUCCCGCUGGGUUCAGAGGCCGUGGGAUGAUGCCUCAGGUUGGGGGCGAGGGACAUGGACCCCCGUUCGGAAUGGACUCAUCCACCCCCCUACCUCCCAACUACCCCGGCUCAGGCCAGUCCUUGAUCCAGCUCUACUCCAACAUCAUCCCAGAGGAGAAGGCCAAGAAGAAGAGGAACAGGAAGAAGAAGAGAGACUCUGUCGACGACGCAGACUCAGUCAAGACCCCAUCCACUCCCCACUCAGACCUCUGCGCCCCACUGACUCCCUCCCACGUGUCUGACACCUCAUCCACCCCCACCCGGAGCCUCAGCAUUCCUGGAGAGCAGGAUCUGUCUGAUCUUUUCCUCCCUGUGGGGUCCUCGGGUUUGGCCCCCUCCUCAGAACUGGAGAGGCAGCUCUCGGGCAGCAGCUUAGCCCAGGGUGGGCUCUCCAACAUGGGCUCGGAGAAUGACCGGGCCUCCCUGUUUGACGAAACCCUCCAAAUCAAGCUGGAGAGGAUAGAGACUGAGUGCAGAGGGGCCGUGGCAGCCAACGAAGGGUCUGCCUUGCGGCACGGUCCCCGAGCCGGGGGGAUAGUGAAGGAGGAGGAGGGAGGCGAGGGGGGACUCUCUUCGCCACUCCAUGGCACCAAAGGGGGUGACGCAGGGAAUGAGCUGCUUAAGCACCUGCUGAAGAACAAGAGUACGCCCCCGCCAGGUGCCAGUGCCAACCAGACCCCUCCCACACAGCAGAUGUCCUGCAACAGCCUUAGCUCAGAGCAGGAGGCCUCGGCAGACCUCAAAGCCACCGCCAGGCCGGCCUCCACCACCAACAACAUGACUCCCCCACACAGUCAGCUGACAGGAAGCACAGAGCUUCUAGAACCCUCGGUUCCGGCACAGGGCAAAAGGAAGCAGCAACGCAACAAACGGACGCCCAAAAACGGGGCAGAGAAACCGCCGUCACGCUACAAGAGGAGGAAGAAGGAGGAAGAGGAGAGGCAGAUCGGUUAUUCCAGUACUGACAGUCUGACCCAGCUCAAACGGCAGCUCUCUCUGCUGCCUCUGAUGGAGCCCCUAAUGGGGGUCAACUUUGCCCACUUCCCACCGUUCGGCAGCGGGCAGGUCAACGGGGAGAACAGGCUGUCGGGCUCCUUCGGCAGCGCCUCUCUGGACGGCGUGUCAGACUACUAUUCACAGCUCAUCUACAAGCAGAACAACUUGAGCAACCCACCUACCCCUCCUGCAUCACUCCCACCCACGCCGCCUCCCAUGGCGAGGCAGAAGAUGGUCAACGGGUUCGUCACGGCCGAGGACCUCGUCAGGAAAGCUGCUGUCUUGGGCGGCCAUGAUGUGAUCAAAGGACUGGGAGCCAAGCAGCUGCCUACAGCGUUCCGGACAGAGGAAGACCUCAUGGCCCAUGACAUCACCCAGGGGCCCAAGACAGUGGACGUUCCCGCCUCGCUCCCCACACCACCCCAUAACAACCAGGAGGAACUCAGGGGCCAGGACCACUGUGUAGACAGGGACACACCCGACGGCUUUGUCCCCUCCUCAUCCCCCGAGAGCGUAGUCGGCAUGGAGAUCAGCCGCUACCCCGACCUGUCAAAGGUCAAGGAGGAGCCCACCUCGCCUUGCUCCUCUCCCGUCAUACCCAUGCUGCCUAGCGCCAGCGGGAAAGGAACUGAGAUAAAGCAAGAGGUCAAAACUGAACCCUCAAGCUCCUUCUUCGGGUCCCAGUUUGGACAGCCUCCAUCCUGCGCCAAAGCUGGCCUGGUAUCCAUAGAAAUCACCUUGAAUCCGGUCUCAGCGGAGAACAUCCCUGGCGUUGUGGCUGCAGUGGCCGAUCUACUGUGUGUGACCAUCCCCGGCAGCUACGAGGUGAGCCGCAGCCCAGAGCGCAGCUCCCUGGCCUUACUGGCUGGACUCAAGGUGCCUCAGACCCAGGGAAUGGACCCCCUUCACAUAUCCAUGUUUCCCCAGCACCAGCAGCCCCCCACCAUGAGGUCCCUGAGACCCCCCGGAUCACCCAACCAUCCCAGAAUUAGCCAGCCGUUUCAGCCCAUUGGCCCACCCACCAGCGCAGGUUCAGCUGCCAGGGGGGAGGGGCCUAAACCCCAGUGGUGCUGCCACUGCAAGGUGGUGGUUCUGGGAAACGGAGUGCGCAAGUCCACCAAAGACCUAGCCUGCAGCAAACGGGAGAGACCGAGCCAGGUCUUCUGCAGCCGCAACUGUUUUGUCCUCCACACCACAGCCACACAGUGCAAAGCCACAGACAGUAAGCCAAACAUGUCUCCUCUCUUGCCUGAGUCGUCGGUCAAAGAGAGCCCGUCUAAGGUGCUCCACCAGUAUAGCAACAACAUGUCCACACUGGACGUCCGCUGCCUGGCAAAGCUGCAGCCCAAACAGUCUGCCCCCUCCAGCCCCCCUCCCAUCUCCUUCCCCACAGAGAAACCUAAGCCGGACACCCUCAAGAUGACGGUCAAGCUCAAGCCAAGGCCCCGAGCAGUCCACUCUGCCAGCGGGGGUGGUGAUGACAUGUCGCCCCGCCACCACAAGCGCUGGAAGGGCCUGCGCUGGCGCAAGUGGAGUGUACACGUCAUGUUUCCCACUAGAGGCAGCCUGCUGUCCUCUCUGCCCGGUGAGGAUGAGGUGGAUGAGCUGCUGAGGAAGCUGGGUGCCUCUCUGCGUCCCGAUCCCCUCCCCCGGGACCUGCGGCGUUGCUGCUUUUGCCACGAGGAGGGCGAUGGCAUGACAGACGGGCCCGCACGCCUCCUCAACCUGGACCUGGACCUGUGGGUACACCUGAAUUGCGCCCUGUGGUCAUCUGAGGUGUAUGAGACGCAGGCAGGUGCCCUGAUCAACGUGGAGCUGGCACUGCGGAGGGGCAUGGCGGUGCACUGCACCUACUGCCAGCAGACAGGCGCCACCAGUGGCUGCCACCGGCUGCGCUGCGGCAACGCCUACCACUUCACAUGCGCGCUCAAGGCCCAGUGCACCUUCUUCAAGGACAAGACAAUGCUGUGUCACCUGCACCGGCCCCGUGGCAUCGGCAGUGGCGAUGGGAGAGGAGGCGACAGGGCCGUGGCGCCCGCCACUACCCACCACGACCAGGAGCUGCGAUGCUUCACAGUGUUCCGCCGCGUCUACGUGCAGCGCGACGAGGCGCGGCAGAUGGCCAGCAUCGUGCAGCGUGGCGAGCGCCGGCACACGUUCCGCGUGGGAAGCCUGGUGUUCCACACCGUGGGUCAGCUGCUGCCCCAGCAGAUGGCUGCCUUCCACUCAGCGAACGCCAUCUUCCCCGUGGGCUACCGGGCCAGCCGCAUCUACUGGAGCACACGCCAAGGCAACCACCGAUGCCGCUACCUGUGCUCGGUGGAGGAGAACGAGGGCCAGCCGGAGUUUGUGGUGCGGGUGAUAGAGCAAGGCUACGAUGACCUGGUGCUCACCGGCGCCUCACCCAAAGGUGUAUGGGACAAGAUUCUAGAGCCUGUGGCUGACCGGCGUAACGAAUCAGGAACUCUGAAACUGUUCCCCGUCUACUUGAAGGGAGAGGACCUGUUUGGAUUCACCGUCACCGCCGUCACCAGGAUCGUAGAAUCGCUCCCCGGAGUGGAAGCCUGUGACAGAUAUACUUUCCGGUUCGGACGCAACCCUCUCAUGGAGCUCCCCUUGGCCAUAAACCCAACUGGCAGUGCCCGCUCAGAACCCAAGGCCUGCAGCCAUGUCAAGAGGUUGGUGUUAAGACCUCACACUUUGUCCAGCACCGGUAUCGUCUCCUCUAAGUCCAUGCAGACGGUUGGCAGCGUGGGUGUGGUGGAAGCACCGGAAGAGGUGAUCCCCAAGCAGUUUGCAUCCGUCCCCUUCCAGUACCGACGCAUGAAAGCUGAGUGGAAGAGCAACGUGUACCUGGCGCGCUCCCGCAUUCAGGGGUUGGGUCUGUACGCCGCCAGGGACAUUGAGUCCCACACCAUGGUGAUUGAGUACAUUGGUACCCUCAUUCGCAACGAGGUCGCCAACCGGAUGGAGAAGAUGUACGAAUCCCAGAACCGUGGAGUCUACAUGUUCCGUCUGGACAGUGAGCAUGUUGUCGAUGCCACCAUCACUGGCGGACCAGCAAGAUACAUCAACCACUCCUGCGCCCCCAACUGCAUCGCCGAGACCGUGAGCUUGGAGAGAGGCGACAAGAUCGUCAUCAGCUCUUGCCGCAAUAUCCAGAGAGGAGAAGAGCUGUGCUACGACUACAAAUUUGACCUGGAGGACGACCAGCAUAAGAUCCCGUGUCACUGUGGUGCGGUUAAUUGCCGGAAAUGGAUGAACUAGAACAGAGACAAUUGGGGCAAAAUACAGGCUACAACACUUCCAAAUGAUGGCGCACAUUCCUUAUCUUUUUAUAUGCUUGUUGGUUCAUCAGCUGAAAAACAUUGUAUUACUUAAACAAAGACAACUUAUCAGGGCAAGACACUGACCGCAGAACUGUUAGAGAAGACUAAAGAGGAAAGGGGCAUCGCAGGCACGAAGACAAUUCUUUUUGAGGCUGAGAACCGAGUCUUUCACUUAUAUAAAUGGAUUAAGGGGAGGGUGUUUUGGGGUAGAAUUCACCAGUUGACCAGGAGAGUUUUGUGCUGGCCACCGCCUUAUUUAGUUAUUGAGGCAGGUCCUCUGGAUUAUGAAAUAUAUACAAAUAUAUAUAUAUACAUAUAGUUACAGAAAUGUAGACACCACUGAACAAGGAAUGUACAGAGAAGACUUCCUUAGGGACAAAGCUAAGGGAUUAUUAACUUGCACUAAAACAAAUUUAGUCGAACAUACUUGAUUCCAUGAGUCAGUUUUUUUCCUUUUAUGUAAAAUACGAGAAUUUUUGUAUUUAUUAUCGAAUCGCCGGCAAACUGCUGCCCAGGUUUUCAGUCUGAUCAGAACGUGUUACUUUAUACAAAGUGUAAAUAGUCAAUUAAGUAAACAAUUGACCAAAUGCUACCAUGGCUGUUUGGGUGAAUUACAUUUUUUUUUGACAAAAGUAUUUAAGAAGGAUGUCAUAUCAUUCUAAGAGUUUAUGUGCUGUAUAAAACUGUACAGAAUGUGUAAAAAAAAAAAAAAUCUAGAGUAUUUUUGUUGUAUUUAGAAUUAAGUUGCGUUGUCAAAUUCUGACCACUUGAAGAAUAUGCUUUGCGUUUAAUUUUCCUUAGAACAAUUUCUGUUUGCAUUGACACGCGCAAUCAAAGAAUUGCAGAGAGCACCAAUCACAUCGAGACGACUGAAAUCCUAACCCUAGUUAAUCUGACGUGAAUGUAGAAUUAGAGAGAACUGUGAAUUUAAGGUUGAAAGCCACCCAUACCAUCAGUUUGCUUCUUUAACUGUAUGUGUACAGCAGUCACUCUGAGAUUCACCUCAUGCAGAUAAUGCUGUGCUUGGGGGGGAAAAAAUAUUUUUUCUUACCAGUUGCAGGAGACUCAAUUAUGCUUUUCACAUAAAAUUAUUUCUGUUUUUUGUUUACAUUUCUUAAACAUUCUGUUUAGUGCUGGCUAGUUGAGAAAAAAAAUAUGCUACUGUAUGAUGUUUUUGAUUUCUUUACACUCAAUCACGAAAAUUGGAAUCUGGUACUAGCAUUUCAUUGACCAGUUUGAAAUGAAGUUUUCAUUUGUGUGCACAAAAGUUGGUAUAUUCAGUCUCGUUGUAAUAAACAGUACAUGGCAUGAUGUCUUUUUAAACUUUCAGAAGAAUCAAUUGUAUAUAAUUUUCCAUAAUGGUUAAUGAAAUUUGUUUCUCGGAUAUUUUCUCCUCUUGUACAAUAUUCAGACCUCUUUAAUAGUGUCUCUUUUCUUUGCCUGUAUAGUAAUGUCUAAAAAGCCUUUUUGAAGUAUACAGCGUGUGAUGGGGUUUGGAGUUUGGAAUCAGAUUUAGGAUCAUUUACAAAAAAUAAAAUAUUUUACAUCUUAAA